Messenger RNA from Varanus komodoensis (Komodo dragon), 1536 nucleotides. RefSeq names its product doublecortin domain containing 2 (gene DCDC2). The record is from RefSeq and is a predicted model, not a curated record. Gene Ontology annotation, cellular component: microtubule; axoneme; microtubule organizing center. Gene Ontology annotation, biological process: dendrite morphogenesis; regulation of cilium assembly; intracellular signal transduction. The coding region runs from base 121 to 1536 and encodes 471 amino acids. The transcript is spliced from 12 exons. NCBI's taxonomy places the organism in Eukaryota, Metazoa, Chordata, Lepidosauria, Squamata, Varanidae.
GUCCUAGCCAGAGAGAGGGAGGAGGAGGAGGAGGAGAAGGCGGAUUUGGCUGUGCUCAGGUGCGCAGACAAAAGUGUCCAUUAGAAGCAGGAACCAGAAGAAGGAGGUUGAAGCACAACUAUGAGUAGUCCCGGCACCAAGGCAACCUGUUUGUCACAGCCAGUGGUGAAGAGUGUGAUGGUGUAUCGAAACGGGGAUCCAUUCUUCCCAGGGCGCCGUGUAGUCAUCAAUGAGAAGAAGGUGGCUAGUUUUGAUGUCUUCCUAAAAGAAGUGACAGGUGGGGUGAACGCUUCUUUUGGGGCAGUGCGGAAUAUCUACACACCUCGUGGUGGGCACCGCGUCCGGCAGCUAGAUGAUAUUCAGAGUGGACAGUGCUAUGUUGCUGGUGGCAGGGAGGCCUUCAAAAAACUCAACUACCUGGACAUUGGAGAGCCAAAGAAAAGGCCUACAGAAAUUAAUAAUGAGUCAGCACUGGAAGAUGUGAAACCAGUUGCCCGCAGUAGAAUCAACGUGUCUGCACGAUUUCGAAAGCCGCUUCAGGAGCCUUGCACCAUUUUCCUGUUUGCUAACGGCGACCUAGUCAGCCCAGCAGUGCGUCUUUUCAUCCCAAGAAAGACACUAAAUCAGUGGGAUCAUGUUCUUGAAAUGGUUACUGAAAAGGUUACACUCAGAAGUGGAGCUGUACACAGGCUCUACACUUUGGAUGGAAAACCUGUUGAAAGUGGGCUGGAUUUGGAAAACGGGCAGUUUUAUGUGGCAGCUGGCAGAGAUAAAUUUAAGAAGUUGCCCUAUAGUGAACUGCUCUUCAGCAAGUCCACAAUGAAGAGAUCUUAUGGAUCAAAAUCAUCCUCACUUCCUCCUAUUGGUGGAUCUGGGAAAUCUAAGGGGAGUUCCAAAUCUACUGACACGGGGGACACAGUGUCAUCUCCUCAGCCACCAAAGAGAAAGGAAAAACACAGUCAGAAUCAAGAGUCUAAAAAGUCUGCAAAAUCAAAAGACCAUGGAAAAACAGUUACCGGAUCUUAUGUUCUCACAGAUAAUGAAGAGGGUAUUUACAAGGCUGGCACAAAGCGGUCUGAGAUGCGGGGGGCCGUUGAAGUCCAGGAAGAUGAAGACACUCAAACUGAGGUCCCAGUUGACCAGCUGCCAGCAGAAAUUGUGGAUGAGGAAGAAAACAUAGUGUCAGAACAUAAUGAUCAGCGUCAAGGAGAAUAUUCGGCAAUGAAUGGGGAGGCUGAUCAGGGUGGAGAAAUGGGAGAGGAGAAACUGAGUGGUCAUGAUGAAGAUGAACACCAAGGGCAGAACCUUGACCAAGUGGCAGAAGAUGAGCUUAGUAGUCAUGCACAGGGUGAAGCAAAUGAAGAAAAUAGUGAAGAAAUGGAUCACAAAAGUCAUGAAGAAGAAACAAAAGAAGGUAUUGAUCAGACUCAGGCUGAUCCCAAUUAUGAAAAGACAUCAACUCCAAGAGUCACGGUCACCAGUCCACAAGAAAGUGAAAAAAAUGAACAAUCCAGUGAAUAUGCAGCAGUAGCAUAG